AACAUGUUUAAUUAAUAUAACUUAUAAUGCUUACCCUGAUUACCCAAUGAAAACACGAACACCAACGCCAGUGGAACAAAAUGUAGAAAAAUGCUUCAUUAAGUUAACGAAGAUUAAGUUUCAUCGAAACAUUGAACCGUAAAUGACUUAAUAGGUUGAUUAAUGAAGUACUUGAUCGCAAUGGUCAGUUCUCAGUUGGAUCGUAUCCCUGAGGGGACACCUUUGAUCGUAAACUUCCGAUGGUUCUGUAGUUUUUGAGAGGACCCAAUGGGCUCAAAUAUGAGAUCCGUAAAUGGGCCAAGAGACCAAAACUACAUUUAGUUGUAAAGGUCAGUUGCAGUCUUGGCACCAACUUCUCUGACUCUCUUCCCUUCCACUCUCUCUCUGUCUUGCACUUCUUCAAGUCCUUUCUGCGAUGACCACCCUUUACAUGCCCUUAUUCAGAUCAUGCACCAACCUUAGAUCACUGGCACAACUCCAUGCCUACCUUUUAGUCAGUGGGCUUCACCAUGACCCGCUCCCUUCCACCAAGCUCAUUGAAUCCUAUGCGCAAAUGGGUUCCUUUCAAUCUUCAAAACUUGUUUUCAAAACGUUCCCCAACCCAGAUUCUUUCAUGUGGGGUGUUCUAAUAAAAUGUUCUGUUUGGAACAGCUUCUUUCAGGAAGCCAUUUUUCUCUACCAUACUAUGAUAAACAACAGCCAAGUCCAAAUCAGUAACUUUAUUUUUCCUUCUGUUUUGAGGGCUUGUUCUGGUUCUGGUCAUCUAGGUAUUGGUGGAACGGUCCAUGGGACCAUAAUAAAAAAUGGGUUUGAUGAUGAUUCUGUAAUUCAGACAUCACUUCUCUGUAUGUAUGGUGAAUUGGGAUGCCUAAGUUAUGCUAAGAAAGUAUUUGAUGAAAUGCCAAUAAGAGACUUGGUUUCGUGGAGUUCGAUUGUUAUGAGCUAUGUUGAGAAUUGGAAGGCAAGUGAAGGGUUGGAGAUGUUUCGUUUAAUGGUUUUGGAAGGUACUAGACCGGACUCGGUAACAAUGCUUAGUGUAGCUGAGGCUUGUGGAGAGUUGGGAUUUUUUAAAUUAGCAAGGUUGGUUCAUGGUUAUAUAGUAAGGAGGGAGAUUGAAAAUGAUGGUUCAUUGACUAAUUCUCUUGUUGCAAUGUAUAGCAAAUGUAGUGACCUGCGUAGUGCAGAGAGGAUCUUUCUAAAUGUAACAAACCGGAGUGUUGCAUUGUGGACAGCAAUGAUAUCUAGCUAUAAUAGAAGUGGUAGGCUUGCAGACGCGUUAAAAGCUUUUUUUGAUAUGUUGGACUCUCGAGUGGAACCCAAUUCAGUGACCAUUAUGAGUGUUUUAGGUUCUUAUGCAGGGUUAGGUUGGCUUAGAGAAGGGAAGUCGGCUCAUUGUUACAUAAUUAGGAAAGAAAUGGAUCCUGAGUAUGAUGUUUUAGGGCCAUUUUUCAUAGAACUAUAUUUGAAAUGUGGGGAGUUGAACUACGCUGAGAAAGUUCUUCACAUGGUUGGAGAACGAAAUAUUGUGUCAUGGAAUAUGUUCAUAUCUAUAUGUACUGGGAAAGGGUUGUUAAUAGAGGCAUUGGUAUGCUUUGUGCAGAUGCAGACCAGGGGAUUAAUGCCUGACUCUUAUAGCCUUGCAAGUUCUCUCUCAGCUUCUGCAGAUGGAGGUUUAUUGCAAAUUGGAGAUCAGAUACAUGGUCAUAUUAUAAAAAAAGGCCUUUCAGAUGAGUUUGUACAGAAUUCGCUGAUUGAUAUGUACUCAAAAUGUGGUUUAACAGAAUUAGCAUACAUGAUAUUUGAUAAGAUCAAAGAGAAAAGUGUUGUAACAUGGAAUUCUAUGAUUUGCGGAUUUUCUCAAAAUGGUAAUUCUGUACAGGCAAUUAACCUCUUCAAUCAAAUGUACUUGAACGCUCUUGAGAUGAAUGAUGUCACCUUCUUAAGUGUACUUCAAGCAUGCUCCAAUUUGGGUUAUCUUGAGAAGGGAAAAUGGCUUCACCACAAGCUCCUUACCUACGGAAUAAGGAGGGAUCUCUACAUUGAUACAGCUUUAACUGACAUGUAUGCCAAGUGUGGAGACCUUCUAAUGGCCCAAAGGGUUUUUGAUAUCAUGUCAGAAAAAAGUGUGGUGUCAUGGAGUGUCAUGAUUGCUGGAUAUGGAGCACAUGGUAGGGUAAAUGCUGCCAUCUCACUCUUCAAUCGAAUGGUAGAGUCAGGUGUAAAACCUAAUCAAAUUACCUUCAUGAACAUUCUUUCAGCUUGUAGUCAUGCAGGAUCUAUCGAAGAUGGAAAGUCAUUUUUUAACUCAAUGAGGGAUUUCGGUGUUGAGCCUAACUCAGAACAUUACGCUUCUAUGGUUGACCUUCUAAGUCGUGGUGGUGAUCUCAACGAAGCAUAUAGAAUCAUAAAAUCAAUGCCAUUUCCUGCAGAUGCAAGCAUUUGGAGUGCCCUGCUUAAUGGUUGUCGAAUCCACCACAGGAUGGACAUGAUCAAAACCAUUGAGCAAGACCUUUUAGAUAUUAAUACAGAUGAUACUGGUUACUACACCUUGUUAUCAAAUAUAUAUGCUGAGGAAGGAAACUGGAAGGAAUUUGGGAAGUUAAGAUCAGUAAUGAAAAGCAUAGGUCUUAGGAAGGUUCCUGGCUAUAGCAUAAUUGAGCUUGAUAAGAGAGUUUAUAGAUUUGGAGUUGGAGAUACUUCUCUUUUGAAAACUGAGGAAACUCUGAGUUUUUUGGAAAAUUUCCAAAUUUUGGCUCAAGAACAAGUUCGUAAUUUAGAAAACAAUAAUUCGAUGAUUGAUGCUGUCAUAAUUUCCAAGGAUGUUUACUGAAGAAUCCCGCAGAGUAAAUUGUGUAUAAGCAAAAUGCUGGGAAAGUUGGGCUUCAAUUGGCAGGAAACCAAAAGGAACUGUCUAAGCUGAUAUCUUGUUAUGGAUACUUUGUACAGAGAAACAGUAAACUAGUCAUAGAUAUUUUGACCUGUAUUAGCACAUCCUUUACGGUUAACAUAGCUAUGGAGCAAAUUUGUUUGUGAACCUAAUCUGUUCAGGUGUAAUGCAUUUUCCAACCAAAAGAAACAAACAUAGAAUUUGGAGAAACCUCUUAUAGUACGUCUCACUCUACCUCCAUAGAUCGAGCUCUUUAUGAUAUACAUGAUUAACAUCGCGGACACGGCGCUUCCUGUCCGUUGAUGAGUUAUGGCAUGAAUUUCAUUCAUGAGUUAUGGCAUGAAUUUCAUUCCCCAGUAUAGGAGCUAAAGGAGAUGUAAAGACUGAUCAUUUGUAUUCAUUUGCACAUUUUACAUAAGAGAAUAUCAUCUUAGCAAGUUAGAGGUUUUAAGGCAGAAACAACGCUAAACCUGGGUCACUACUCAAAAAACAAAACAAAGAACUAUGGGGUGGAAAAUUCACCCAAAGAACUUCUAACCUCUAACCCUGUGGGAACUGAACAUUUUUCCAGAUUUAUGAGUCACUUAAAUUGACAACAGUCACAAGGACAACCUUGCACUCUGGACCACCAUCUGUCAUAGAGUAUUAAUGCUG
Messenger RNA from Durio zibethinus, 3541 nucleotides. RefSeq names its product putative pentatricopeptide repeat-containing protein At1g69350, mitochondrial. Gene Ontology annotation, biological process: RNA modification. The record is from RefSeq and is a predicted model, not a curated record. Lineage: Eukaryota; Viridiplantae; Streptophyta; Magnoliopsida; Malvales; Malvaceae. Gene Ontology annotation, molecular function: protein binding; RNA binding.